UUCUAUCUCACUCCAUCACAUCUGUCUCAUCAGAGCAGCACAAGAUCUCUUCUCGUCUCCCCCCCACACUCUCCUUAUUACCCUUUUUUGAAUUUCUUGCUGGUCACUCGAUCAGGACCUCCCCGGCGGUGUCCUAUUUUUUCCAUUGUGCACUUGUGCAUCACUUCAUUGUCCCACGGUCAUUUGGUACCUAACAAACUCUCACCCCGAAAUAACAACUAUUGUUGUAUCUACUCGUGCCACCACUCCCCACAAACAAAGUACUUUGAGGUCAAACGUAACCUUGUUCGCCUUUGUUUUAACGACCUUCCUUUCGACGAUUGAGAGCAUUGUCUUUUAUUAGAUAACCGAUAUCCUCUUGGCACCUUUCUGUCAAGUAUUCUCAUCAACAUCAACUGGAUCUCGGAAUCUAAGACGUGCCCGUCGGCAAGUACACUCCUUUUUCAUAUUCUCUUCGAGAGAGAAGCAGAAACUUCACAUCAGUUUCGUCAUCACAACGAAUAUCCAAAAUGCAGAUUCGAUCAUUUCUCAUCUCCGCUCUGGCUGCCGGAACAGCCACCGCGCACAUGAACAUGAAGGACCCUCCCCCUCUAGCCUACAAGGGUAACCCUAACGCCAAGGAGCCGAAUAUCGAUUACUCCAUCACUUCGCCCAUCACCCAGGCUCAGUACCCUUGCAAGAACUACCUCAAGCUCCUUGGUACUCCCGAGGGUGCUUCCGUCAAGACCUACGCUCCGGGUGAAGAUUACACCAUGAGCGUCGAAGGUGGCGCCUCCCACGACGGAGGUAGCUGCCAGCUCUCCCUGUCGUACGACAAGGGCAACACAUUCACCGUCAUCAAGUCAUUCAUUGGAAACUGCCCUACAAGUUCCGGUGGAACUUUCAACUUUAAGAUGCCCGCCGACGCCCCCGAGGGCGAUGACGUUGUUUUCGCUUGGACUUGGGUUAACCACACCGGAAACCGUGAAUACUACAUGUCUUGCGCUGUCGUCACUAUCAAGGGCGGUGCCUCGAAGCGUGAUGCCCCAGUUAAGCCUCGUGACUCCGUCGCAUUCGCCAGCCGCCCCAAGGUUUUCCAAGCCAACCUCGGAGGUGAAUACUGCACCAAGGAAGGCGUCGAUACCGUAUACCCCGAGCCUGGCCCAGAUGUUGAAAACACGUCUACCAAGCCCGGCCCCGCCGUCCUCUGCUCUUCUGGUGCGGAUGUUCCCGAGGGCUCGACCGGUGGAUCUGACUCCGGUUCGGGUUCUGGAUCCAGCGCCAGCGCAGGAUCAAGCUCCGCCGCUGCUACUACCCCAGCCGCCACAUCAGCUGCUCAGCAGACUUCCGCCGCCGCCUCUUCGACCUCAGUGUAUGUAAACCCCUCUUCACCCUCCAGUCAGGUUUCAGAUGUCUCAUCUAUUGCGGCUUCUAGCCCAAGCCAUGCUUCUGGUGUUUUGACCGUCAUUCCGAUCACCGGACUAACAUCUUCUAGCACUGGUGGUGUUUUCCUAACUGUACCCGCAUCGUCCGGCGGCGCUGCCUCUACCCCCGCUCCCACAACCUUAGCCACCUCGACUAAGGCUGCGCAAACCUCAUCGGCAGCUGCAUCCUCUUCCGCUGCUGCUGGAGGUAACACCGGUUCAGCUACCUCAAGCGCCAAUGCUCCCGCAGGUACUGGCGGUGCUGCUGGAACGCAGUCCGGCGCCUGCACUGACGAAGGCGCUUGGGCUUGCGCCGCUGAUGGUUCAUCCUUCCAACGAUGCGCCUCAGGCCAAUGGAGUGCUGCUAUGCCGAUGUCCCAGGGCACCAAGUGCAGCCCAGGCGUCAGCAACACUCUUAGCAUGCGCCGACGAGGAGGUCGCGUUCUCCGAUCAGCUCCCGGCCGUGACGGUUUGGCCUGGUAGAGCACCAAAUCUAUGGGUCUUUUACAAUUCUGGUAGUACAUAUACCUUAACCAUGAAAGGCUGAGGGGACAGGGUUUCCUGAAGCCAAUUUCUGC
This is a messenger RNA of Hypoxylon trugodes, 1981 nucleotides long. RefSeq lists its product as uncharacterized. The record is from RefSeq and is a predicted model, not a curated record. NCBI's taxonomy places the organism in Eukaryota, Fungi, Ascomycota, Sordariomycetes, Xylariales, Hypoxylaceae. The transcript has a single exon. The coding region runs from base 510 to 1886 and encodes 458 amino acids.